CCACAAGGGUGAAGGAUGCCGCUCUGGGUGUUCUUCCUCAUGGUCCUAACUCUCAGUGGUGGCUGCCACUGCUCCUCACACUCCCCGACCCUCAGGAUGCCACGGUAUGCAGAUGCCAUCUUCACCAACAGCUAUCGGAAGGUGCUGGGCCAGCUCUCUGCCCGCAAGCUGCUCCAGGACAUCAUGAGCAGGCAGCAGGCAGAGAGAAACGAGGAGCAAGGAGCAAAGGUGUGGCUUGGGCGUCAGGAGGACGGCAUGUGGGAAGACCAAAAGCAGAUGGCAUUGGAAAGCAUCCUGGCAGCCCUGUCGCAGAAGCUCAGGAAUUCCCAAGGAUGA
Molecule: messenger RNA, 336 nt
Organism: Myotis daubentonii (Daubenton's bat)
Lineage: Eukaryota; Metazoa; Chordata; Mammalia; Chiroptera; Vespertilionidae
Gene: GHRH
Product: growth hormone releasing hormone
Biological process (GO): regulation of protein localization; growth hormone secretion; adenylate cyclase-activating G protein-coupled receptor signaling pathway
Cellular component (GO): terminal bouton; extracellular region; perikaryon
Molecular function (GO): growth hormone-releasing hormone activity; neuropeptide hormone activity; peptide hormone receptor binding
Source: RefSeq, a predicted model, not a curated record